UGACUGCCAUAAAGGAACUAUCUCUAUCUAGAGAUCUCUUCUUUUGGACUGUUUAGUGAACCCUGGUCUUUGGGACAGAAUGGCUAUAGGAACAGUUCAUCUUCCCUGGUAUCAUGCAGAACGUUUUCAUCUUCGUCUCCUUUUGAAUACUGCCAUCUUCACCCAGUAUCUCUGUGCACGUAUUAGUAGAUAUUAUUUUGGUUGCUCUCCUUGGCAGUUCUUGAGAAGAUUAUCAGAGCUAUAUUUCUGGCAGUUAUUGCCUUUAUCUGUAUUAAUAAACUCAAGAGUGCUACAGAAAGGUCCAGCACCGCGAGGCACGUUUUCUUUCUCUGCUUUGGCGCAUACCAGAACUCCGCCAGCCACUGAGGGAACCACCUCCGUUCCUCCUGCCCCGCGACACGGCACCAGCCGAGGGCGAUUCCUGCCGCCUGGGGGCGGCUCGGAGCCUAGCACCGCCCUCGCCCCUCCUCCUGUCCCUCGCGUCCCCUGCCCGCCGCCCGGCCCCUCCUGCUACGCCGCGCUCAAGAUGGCGGCCGCGCUGAGGGGGCUGCUGCGGCGCGCGGUGCCCGCCGCCGGGAGGACGCUGACGGCGCAGCCGCUGCUGUGCGCCCGCCGCCGGCUCACGCUGGGCGCCUCGCGGCUCGCCCCGGCCGUCACGCAGCACGCCCCGUUCUUUAAAGGCACGGCCGUCGUCAAUGGGGAGUUCAAGGAACUGACCCUGGACGAUUUCAAGGGGAAAUACCUCGUGCUUUUCUUCUACCCUCUGGAUUUCACCUUUGUGUGCCCCACAGAAAUCGUGGCUUUUAGUAACAAAGCGAAUGAGUUCCACGAUGUGAACUGCGAGGUGGUGGCGGUUUCUGUGGACUCCCACUUCUGCCACCUGGCCUGGAUAAAUACACCACGUAAGAAUGGCGGCUUGGGCAAAAUGAAUAUUCCAGUUCUGUCAGACCUCACAAAACAAAUCUCCCGUGAUUAUGGUGUUCUGCUAGAAGGACCUGGCAUUGCACUAAGAGGUCUCUUCAUCAUUGAUCCAAAUGGGGUCAUCAAGCAUCUGAGCAUCAAUGAUCUCCCUGUCGGUCGCAGUGUGGAAGAGACCCUUCGCUUGGUGAAAGCAUUCCAGUAUGUGGAAACACAUGGGGAGGUUUGCCCAGCAAACUGGACUCCAGAUUCCCCUACAAUCAAACCAAGUCCAGAGGCUUCUAAAGAAUAUUUUGAGAAAGUGCACACAUAAACACUCAAAUGCAGAUGAAACUUUGUUACUGUAUGCUGAAGAUGUUAAGUGGCUGUGAUUAUGGAAGAAAAAAGGUUCUCAUUUCCUCAUGCUUUAAAAUAAUAAUUAAAUGCUGAAAUACUUAUUGACUCUCUUGCCCUUUUUUUUUUUUGUAAAAAUAAGGCUUUAUUUUCCCCUUCAGCAAGUUAAGUUUUAUGUAUGCCUGUAACCAGAAUGUGACAAGUGGAUGAAAAACAGUUACCUUCCGUGUUUUUUUUGUGUUUUUUUAGAUUAUUUUCCCCCUUUGCUUAACUAGCUUUGGGAAAAAGAAAACUCCCAGUUAGCUUUUCUCACAUACGGAUGCCUUUCUGUAACAAGAGUUGGAAACUGUGCAAGUGGACAAUACAGAAAACAGUUUUGACACAGAGUUCUUUUUAAGUAUUUUUUUUUCAGAGGAUGAAAUGAAUGUAACACGCACAAGUUUCUGUCCACAGUAUAAGAUCAAUGUAUGUACAAAUAAAAUCUUGUCAGAUACAAAAUGUAAAAAUAUAGUGCAGCUACACAGGAGCAUUAACAGGUAUUAUGAGCUUGCAUUCUGUUUAGGAGAUAAUUAAAAAUUUGCACUCCACUACUGUGCUUAGCGGAGCUUGAUAACGAUCUUCCUUCAUUUAAAGCCUUGUUUGUCUGCUUGAAUCUGCCUCCAGAAAUGUAAAGGUUGAUUGUAAAUUGUACCAUUUAAAGGAUUAUAGUAUACCUGUGCCUGUGGUCAAUAAAUCCUAGUACUGACUUGCA
Messenger RNA from Phasianus colchicus (ring-necked pheasant), 2002 nucleotides. It is a transcript of the gene PRDX3, whose product is annotated as peroxiredoxin 3. Gene Ontology annotation, molecular function: thioredoxin peroxidase activity. Gene Ontology annotation, biological process: response to oxidative stress; cellular response to stress; cell redox homeostasis. The record is from RefSeq and is a predicted model, not a curated record. Gene Ontology annotation, cellular component: cytosol; mitochondrion. Lineage: Eukaryota; Metazoa; Chordata; Aves; Galliformes; Phasianidae.